Anolis carolinensis (green anole) is the source of this 3674-nucleotide messenger RNA. RefSeq names its product phosphatidylinositol glycan anchor biosynthesis class X (gene pigx). Lineage: Eukaryota; Metazoa; Chordata; Lepidosauria; Squamata; Anolidae. Gene Ontology annotation, biological process: GPI anchor biosynthetic process. Gene Ontology annotation, cellular component: endoplasmic reticulum membrane. Bases 1416 to 2060 code for a protein of 214 amino acids. The record is from RefSeq and is a predicted model, not a curated record. The transcript has 6 exons.
UGCCAGCUUCAAGACCUGGUUUCUUCCUGCUUGGGGGAAUCCUUUGUUCUGAGGUGUUAGCUGCCCCUGAUUGAUUCAUGCCUAUAAUUCCUCUGUUUUCAGAGUGUUCUUACUGAUUUUUGGGCAUUGAAUGUUACCAUUGUUUUUUUUUUCCUGUAAGUUGCCCUGAGUCCCUUUGGGAGAUAGGGCAGGUUAAAAAUAUUAUUAUUAUUAUUAUUAUUAUUAUUAUUAUUAUUAUUAAUAUUACUAGCUUGGAUACCCGGCAGUGCCUAGGUUAUUUGAAAAAGGUAUUGUUUGUUCUGAGGUGUUAGGUAAUAUCAUUUAGUUAAUUAGUAGCACAAUUUAUUAGAAAAAAGCCAGUCUUUGAUUUUGUUUUUUUAAUGAAUGCUCCCAUUAGAAAAUACAUAAUGAUGUGGGUGAGCUACAGUUCCCAGAAUUGUGGGUCAGUCCUCCCCAAACCAGGCCUGUAUGCACAGCUGGCCAUGUUGGGUCUGUGUGCCAAGUUUGGUCCAGAUCCGUUGCCAGCUGGGUUCAGUGCUUUCUAGAUGCAGUGAACGACAACUCCCAGAUUCUCAGGGCAAUCACCCCCAAACCCUGCCUGUAUGCCCAGUUUUCCAUGUUGGGUCUGUGUGCCAGGUUUGGUCCAGAUCUGUCACCAGCUGGAUUCAGUGCUCUCUGGAUAAGGAUGAACUACAGCUCCCAGAUCCAAGGACAAUCACCCUCAAACCCCACUUGUAUUAACAGUUGGCCAUGUUGGCUCUGUGUGCGAAGUUUGAUCCAGCUCCUCAGCGCUGUGCAGUUUGUGGAGGUGGGAGUACACACAUAAACACAUACAGAUUUUCACAUACAUAUAAUAGUGUAUAGAAGAUAGUUUGAUAGAUUAGAAUCAUGAGAAUGGUAGGACUAAAGACGUGCAGUUUCAAAUUAGAAAAUUUUAUAGAACAGGAUUGGGCAAAUUUGGGCCCUCCAGGUGUUUUGGACUUCAACUCCCACAAUUCCUAACAGCUGAUAGGCUGUUAGGAAUUGUGGGAGUUGAAGUCCAAAACACCUGGAGGGACGAAGUUUGUCCAUGCUUGUUAUAGACUGUAAACAGUAAUUUUUUAAAAUGUCUUUUCCUCCCUGUUUUUGGAAUGUUAAUCUAAGGAGUUUUGUUAGAUUAAAUUAAUCUUUCCUGCUGUCCUUGGCACACAGUUUUGUUACAAAGGAUUCUAAAUGGAUUCUAAUGUAUCAUGAUGGGAUUUACUUUCUUUGCAGCUUUAUUCUGAAAUGUCUCUGUAGAACAAGAGCUUGCACCUUCAAAUGGAUAUCCUUCCAUUAUGGAUAAUUUAUUUGCUGUGCAUAGUACAAUACACACGUAAGUUGAGCUCCACUUCUCCCUGAAACUAGUUGAUGCACAGAACAAAUGUCCAGAGGUUAUGCAACAACUUUUGAAAGAUGGCUUUCAUAGAGAUGUCUUGAUUAAGGUAAACCUUGGUAUAUUUGAUGAAGGAAUAAGAAGCUGCACAGUUGCAACUAAAGUACAUCUUCCCAAAGGAUUAUAUGUGGAUCCCUAUGAACUGAUAUCUUUGCAAAAGUACAAUCUCACUGAGGCUUUAGUAAUUUCAGAUAAUAUAGAUUUGGAAGUUCCUGAAUACUUGGCUACAGAUAUUUCUGUUCUUGUUUACAUGAAACCUGAUCCUGAAUGCCAAUCCUGCUUUAAAGCAUUAUUACCAUUGCAUUGUCGAUAUCACCGGCCAACAAAGGAUGAUGGAAGAAUCUUUAUUGUACUGAAGAGUCCAGAAAUAUUGAUCAAUUGCCAGAAAUCUUUUCUCUCAGUGGAUUGCUUGAAAGAAACUGAAAUAGAAGUCCCCUGUACCCAGAAGAGUAUUAAUAUGUGCUACUGGGAUAGUUUGAAGCUCAAAACUGUUAAGAAGUUGAAACUGCAGAUACCAGUUGGAUUCAAUCAUCACCUUCCACUGGUAUGCACCGGGACUCUUAUCACUACAAUAUUAUGUUCCAGUCUUAUCCUUUCAUCUUUAUGCAAACAUGGACAUUUCUUCUUUGUUCAAGGCUCACUGUGAAACCAAACAAGAUUUUAUUGCUGACUCAUCAUAGGAAAAAAAGGGUUGUCUAAAUACAACUGAAAGACAAAGGAUGAGAAAAGUAUGGGUUUAUAAUUGGACUAGCGUCACAGAUUGGUUGCAGGUCAAGUACAUUUUGGUGUCACAUGUGCUUUACUGUAUAUCAUCUGAUGUAUUUUUCCUCGAGCAUUUUUGCAAUCCUUCCCAAUAGGCUUUUGAAUGUCAGUUUAAUGUAAAAUUGUUGAAUAUGUCAAUUCAAUAGGGGAAAUCAACUACACCAUUGAAACUGAAUUCUAAGUGGCAGUAGCACUGUAUUCAAUUUUAGUUUGGAAACAGUAAACUGUAUGAAUGUGAUGGUCACAGGGGAUAAUGCAGCAGGUGGAAUUAUUCUAAGCACUGACAAAACACUGGAUGUAAAUCAUUAGCCAUGAAAAUACAAGGAAAUGCAGAAAGGAAAUUGCUUCAUUAAUGGAAAAAAUGAGCACUUCCAAGCUUUCUCAGUUUUUCUAUUCCUAGCAGGCUUUACAUAUCACCAGGGGGCAUUAAACAGCUGCAAUUAUGUAAAUAAGUUUUGAAAGAAAAGAUCCAAGAUUUUGUAUUGAAUAUCUGAUCAUUUUUAUAUAGUAUCAGAAAUGAAAAACUACGUUCCCCCUAUUUUUUAUAAAAAUAAAAAAUUGGGCCAACUCCAGUAUGUUUAUAGAAAUAAAAAUAUCCAAUAAAUCUGGCCUGAAAUAGUCUUUCUUACCUAUACUUAUCUUUUCUUACUUGUGCUGGUAUUAUUGCUUGUGUAUUUUGUUGUAACCUGUCUUUUGAAUUAUCCAGCAUUAUUUUUGGGUCUCUACCAAAGCUUGUUUUAUGGCAUCUUUCACUGAUGUAUUAAUUUAAUAUACUGGUCAUUUGUUCUCCCUGUAAAAAAUAUGAAGCGAUGAGAGCUUUUGAAAAUAUUUCAGCUACCACCUCAGGCUUAGCAAAAAGGGCGAAAUGGAAAGAUAUUGAAUUUUUCCAAAUGCAGAAUUUUGUUAGAAUAAUGUGUAGUACAUAAUGAAAGGUCAGCAAGGAGCCUCUCUUGCUCAUCUUAAUUGCUUUUGGAUUAAUGUUGAUCUGAAAGAGUUUUAUUUUACAUCUACUUAUCUCUGUAUUAGAAGCUGAUCUGUUCUUGUAAUUAUGUUGUCAUGUUUACAUUUUUCUUUUCCAGUAAAAUCAUAUUAAAGACAUUAUAUACCUAUCAAUUUUGAAAUAAACUUUAAUUAUUUUUACAUUAACACAUUCAGCUGCUGCUCCUCAUAUAAAAUAAAUUUCUUCUAGAAGUUUAGGUUCAAACAGUCACUCAGUUGUGGAGGUCACUGGAUGGUUUUUGGCCAGUGACCGCUUCUGUGACUUCACAGGGUUGUUUAUUUUAUUAUUUUUAUUUAUACCAUACCUUUCUCUCCGUGGGGACUCAAGGCAGUUGUGAGAACAAAAUGUAAAUGGCAGGGAAACAUGUGCACUGCUAUGACUUCUUUGGAAUAAAGAUGGAGAUAAGCAUAAUAAAUGUGUUGACUAUACAAAAUAAUGAUGUUUAUAAAAGAACAAUUGUAACUUGUCAAAACAUUAAAAAUAAAUGGAUUUUCUCGA